Fragaria vesca subsp. vesca is the source of this 284-nucleotide messenger RNA. RefSeq lists its product as uncharacterized. The coding region runs from base 8 to 277 and encodes 89 amino acids. The record is from RefSeq and is a predicted model, not a curated record. NCBI's taxonomy places the organism in Eukaryota, Viridiplantae, Streptophyta, Magnoliopsida, Rosales, Rosaceae. The transcript has a single exon.
AGUCGUCAUGGGUCUUCUCUCCUGGUGGAAAGGCGGCGACUCCAAACCCAACAACCCGGAUCCGAAACCGGUCGAGGUUCCGGGCAUGAACGGCGCCGUUGAGGUUCCCCGACCCGCCGCCAAAGUCACCGUCUUUGAGUUCGGGUCGGUCGCCGCUUCCGCAGAUAAGGUCACUCUCGCCGGGUACUGCCCCGUCUCGGAGGAGCUCGAGCCCUGCCGCUGGGAGAUCCUCUCCGCGAGUGGCUCCGACGCGCCGCAGUUCCGCGUGGUGUUCUGAGCGCCUU